Messenger RNA from Eubalaena glacialis (North Atlantic right whale), 1362 nucleotides. RefSeq names its product BOLA class I histocompatibility antigen, alpha chain BL3-7-like. The transcript is spliced from 7 exons. NCBI's taxonomy places the organism in Eukaryota, Metazoa, Chordata, Mammalia, Artiodactyla, Balaenidae. Gene Ontology annotation, molecular function: signaling receptor binding; peptide antigen binding. Bases 73 to 1053 code for a protein of 326 amino acids. Gene Ontology annotation, biological process: antigen processing and presentation of endogenous peptide antigen via MHC class Ib; positive regulation of T cell mediated cytotoxicity; immune response. The record is from RefSeq and is a predicted model, not a curated record. Gene Ontology annotation, cellular component: external side of plasma membrane.
CCGCGGUUCGCGAUUACGAAGUCUCCACCGACCUGGGAACUCAGUUUCUCCCCAGACCCCGAGGAUGCGGGUAUGCGGGUCAUGGCGCCGCGAACCCUCCUCCUGCUGCUCUCGGGGGCCCUGGCCCUGACCGAGACCUGGGCAGGCUCCCACUCCCUGAGGUAUUUCCACACCGGGGUGUCCCGGCCCGGCCGCAGUGAGCCCCGCUUCAUCGCCGUCGGCUACGUGGACGACACGCAGUUCGUGAGGUUUGACAGCGAUGCCCCGAAUCCGAGGAAGGAGCCGCGGGCGCCGUGGAUGGAGCAGGAGGGGCCGGAGUAUUGGGAUCGGGAGACGCGGAUCUCCAAGGACGACGCCCAGACUCUCCGAGUGAACCUGAACAUCCUGCGCGGCUACUACAACCAGAGCGAGGCCGGGUCUCACACCCUCCAGGAGAUGUACGGCUGCGACGUGGGGCCGGACGGUCGCCUCCUCCGCGGGUACAGACAGUUCGCCUACGACGGCGCCGAUUACAUCGCCCUGAACGAGGACCUGCGCUCCUGGACCGCGGCCGACGAGCCGGCUCAGAUCACCAAGCGCAAGUUUGAGAUGGUUGGUGCUUCGGAGCGCAACAGAGCCUACCUGGACGGGGCAUGCGUAGAGGGGCUCCUCAGAUACCUGGAGACCGGAAAGGACACGCUGCAGCGCGCAGAUCCUCCAAAGACACAUGUGACCCAUCACCCCAUCUCUGACCAUGAGGUCACCCUGAGGUGCUGGGCCCUGGGCUUCUACCCUGAGGAGAUUUCACUGACCUGGCAACGUGAUGGAGAGGAUCAGACCCAGGACAUGGAGCUUGUGGAGACCAGGCCUUCAGGGGAUGGAACCUUCCAGAAGUGGGCGGCCCUGGUGGUGUCUUCUGGAGAGGAGCAGAGAUACACGUGCCAUGUGCAGCACAAGGGGCUUCAGGAGCCUCUCACCCUGAGAUGGGGUGAAAAAGGAGGGAGCUACGCUCAGGCUGCAAGCAGUGACAGUGCCCAGGGCUCUGAUGUGUCUCUCACGGAUCCUAAAGUGUGAGACAGCAGCCCCGUGGGGACUGAGUGAUGCACGGUCCCACUUUGUGGCUUCAGAUCCCGUGACUCCUCUUUCUGCAGCUGCAUCUGAAUGUGUCUGUGUUCCUCGUAGCAUAAUGUGAGGAGGUGGGGAGACUGGCCCACCCCUGCCCACCACGACCCCUCCCCACCCUGACCUGUGUUCUCUUCCCUGAUCCACUUGCCUGUUCCAGCAGAGGCAGGGCUGGGCCACCUCCAUCCCUGUCUUAACUUCAUGUUACACUGAGUAAUAAUGUCUUAUAUCCUUAUUGAAAAUAAAAUCCAUAUAUAUGAA